Messenger RNA from Pelagomonas calceolata, 1282 nucleotides. Lineage: Eukaryota; Pelagophyceae; Pelagomonadales; Pelagomonadaceae. The record is from the annotation of a GenBank genome assembly.
GGCCAUUGCAAAAAGCCCCAAAACCGGCGCAAAAUUGCACCUCGAUACGUGCAAAAAACACGUAAACGAUCGCACGAAUGGCCUACGCCACGCGCCGCCGCCGCCGCCGCAGCGCGAGGUCCAAGCGGCUCUGGCAGUCACUGCUGAGGCGCCUGCGCGGCCCACAGCUGAGCGCAGACGACCUGCGCACCUUCGAGGACACGGAAGUUGACGGUCGCGACCGGACCGACAGUGCCGCGCGGCUGCAGGCGCAGUGGGACGCUUCCGAGCGACCGGACCUCGACGCGCCACGAACCGAGGACGCCCAACCGGGCGAGCUCACGCUCGACGCGCACGGCCGCGUCGCCGUCGCCGACGCGCACAAAUUGGACUACGGCUACCGCGUCUUCGAUAACAUCAUAAAGGGCGCGGCGCUCGAUGCGUUACGGGAGGCGUGCGGCGCGUGCUUCACGGCGCGAGAGAAGGAACGGGAUAGCGCCUACAGCCGCGGGUCGACGUACUGGGUGCCCGCGGACGCGGACCGCGCUUCCCUAUCCAUCGUUGAGCGCGCCGCGCUCGACAUUUUUGACUUGCACAGUAAAGGCGCGAGCUAUAUCCCCUCAAAAUCGGGCGCCGAGUGGUGGACCUUGGAUCUUGAAGAUGGAAAUGGAAGCGUGGCGUGGCACUUCGACCGCGACUACGCCGUCGAAGACGACGUGAACCUCGGGCCGCACGUCGCGACCGUCACGUACCUGACGUCGGCCGGCGCGCCCACCGUCGUCGUGCCGCUCGUCGCGCCGUCGGACUCUGCCGUGAAGCCCCGGGGCGCGGGCGGGGAAGUGUUCGCCUCGCUCCCCGUCGCGGGCAAGCACAUGUCCUUCGACGGGCGCUACCUCCACGCCGCGCCGGAGGCCAUUUAUAGGAAGGAGUCCGACGAGAGGCGCGUCACGCUUUUAGUGAAUGUCUGGCUCGACUGGCGGCCGGGCGACGCGGACCCGUUACCGAGCGCCGUGCGCUCGUCAAUAAUGCCCGCCGACGACUUCGGCGUGCGGCCGCUGCUGAGACCCCCUUCUCCCUUGGAUUUCUCGGCCGAGCGGCGCGUCGUGGCGCUGCCCGUGCCGACGGAGCGAUGUUCCAAGCCGCGCGCGUGGUCCUUCCGGGCCGGCGCCCACAGGACACGUAUCAUCAUGCGGCUGCCCGGCGCGCUCGUCGACGCGCCCGACGCGGUCGUGCUCUUCCAGGAGGCGCCCGGCGCGCCGGCGCUCGUCGAGGUGGCGCCCCGGACGUGAUAUUCGUGUUCUGU